Molecule: messenger RNA, 1599 nt
Organism: Moesziomyces antarcticus
Lineage: Eukaryota; Fungi; Basidiomycota; Ustilaginomycetes; Ustilaginales; Ustilaginaceae
Product: WD40 repeat-like protein
Exons: 1
Coding region: 1-1599 (532 amino acids)
Molecular function (GO): protein binding
Source: RefSeq, a predicted model, not a curated record
AUGCCGAAGAAGAACGGUGGCAGCUCACUUUUCUUGCAAUCUGGUCCACGAUCUUCCGACACGCCAAGCUCCUCCGCUUCAUCUCCUGGACUUUCGGCAUCCAAAACAGCAUCAAUGUCGGGAACGGUUGCCGCGUCGCUGUUCACGGCAUCGACUGACCUGUGUGCUGACUCGGUCGAGUCGGUGCCAGGCUGUCGCGGCCUGUUUGCGCUGGCCACGUACCAGGUCGACAAGCACGAGCAGGAACAGGCACAAGCGGGCUCAUCUUCUUCUACGGCGAGGCAGGCCGACUCAACAAACGCACACGAGGACGACGAUGAGGAAGAUCAAGCCCAGGCCAGUACUUCGACCAGUCCGGCCUAUACUCGACGCGGAACGUGCAGCCUGUACUCCGCCUGCUCGGAUCCCGAGACGCGCGGUCAAGUUCGAUGCAACAAGUUCGACAUGAUCGAGACGCCUGCUAUUCUAGACAUGAAGUGGUCACUCACACGAUCGGGUCUCUCGAAUGAUCCUUAUGGGGAUCCUCGCAGGAUGCUUGGCAUUGCCGACGCGAAAGGACAGGUGACAUUACAUCGUCUCAGCCACCUCACGACUGGAGCUUCAUCCUCGGAAGUACGAUUUCAGUCAUUUGGGGAGCUGCGCUUCAAUGACCGCAGCGCACUUUGUCUCAGUCUAGACUUCUCCGACCGCCGAGGUGGCUUUGCAGGAGGAUACAACAUGGACGAGCUUGCGAGCGAUACCUCGCUCAUCGUUUCGCAGAGCGACGGAUCGCUUGCGUACCUGCCCAGCCUCGAGCUCGCGUUGAGCUCCGUCGAUUCUGUCGAUGGUCUCAGCGACACACUACAGCAAGCUUCACUGGAGCAGACCUCGGAGGAUGCGGGAUCAGAAGCGGGCAGUGAUGACUGGGACCGAACGAGCGAGGACGAGCGGAUGGCCGCUUUGGAAGCUGCGCACCUUGCGCUCAACUCGGCCUUUGCGUCCAAACCGCGCGGUCUGACGACGUGGCAGGCGCACGACUUUGAGGCAUGGAUCGCAGGCUUCGACUGUUUUACCCCUACCACGGUGUGGUCUGGAGGCGAUGAUCUGAGUCUCAAAGGCUGGGACUUGCGUUCUGACGGUCCCACACUGAGCAAGGCUGCAUCACCAACGUUCACUUGCACAAAACCGUUCGAUGGCGGAGUGACGAGUCUGCAGUCGCAUCAUCUGCGGCAGCAUUUGUGGGCCGUGGGGAGCUACGACUCGCGCGUGCGGCUGUUUGAUGCACGCAUGCCCGCACGUCCACUCAGCGAGACCAACGUUGGCGGCGGCGUUUGGCGCAUCAAGUGGCAUCCGACCCAGCCAGAUAAGCUUUUGGUCGCGUGCAUGCACGACGGCUUCAAAGUGCUCAGCUUGGCCGACUUGACUCAAGACGACCCACAGCCGGCCGAGCUGAGAGGCAAGGAGUUCGAGAUCGUCACGCGGUUUGACGAGCACAAGAGCCUUGCGUACGGCUGCGACUGGGACCGUGCCGCAGAGACCGAGCCGGGAGAGGGGCACAAGGUGUACAGCUGCUCGUUCUACGAUGCAACCAUGCACAUCUGGGACGGCCUCACAGGCUGA